AUGACAAGAUUAACCGGGAAACCGGAUGGUGGGAUGCUGUCGAGAGAUGUGGGAGGCCAGGAAAUAUCAGGCAAUGUUCGCAAGUAUAAGAACGUCCUGUGCGACUUGGUCUCAUUGUCACUACUUUCCCCCACUUCUUUCUUGACUUUUAUUUCUACUUUUACCUCUACUAUGACUGUCCCCGAUACUCAGUGGGCUCAAGUCAUCGAGCAAAAAGGCGGACCACCCGUCUACAAGCAAAUUCCCGUUCCCAAGCCCGGUCCCGAUGAAGUCCUUAUCAAAGUGAAGUACACCGGAGUCUGUCACACAGACCUCCACGCCCUGAACGGCGACUGGCCCCUCCCACUUAAGCCCUACCCUCUGAUCGGCGGGCACGAGGGCGCCGGAAUCGUCGUCGCGAAAGGGGAACUAGCCCACGGAAUUGAUAUCGGUGACCAUGCCGGCAUCAAAUGGCUGAAUGGAUCCUGUCUCGCUUGUGAAUUCUGCAAGACCUCCGAUGAGCCUCUCUGCCCCGAAGCAGAGUUGUCUGGAUACACCGUCGACGGAACUUUCCAGCAAUAUGCGGUUGGCAAGGCGGCGCAUGUUUCCAAGCUGCCGAAGGAUGUUCCUCUUGAUGGUGUGGCGCCGAUCCUGUGCGCUGGUGUUACUGUUUACAAGGGGCUGAAGGAGUCGGGUGCUCGGCCUGGUCAGACGGUGGCGAUUGUUGGUGCUGGUGGUGGCUUGGGCUCGCUUGCGCAGCAGUACGCUAAGGCUAUGGGGCUGCGGGUGAUUGCUAUCGACGGUGGUGAAGAGAAGCGGGCUAUGUGUGAGCAGCUUGGUGCUGAAACAUACGUCGAUUUCACCCAGAGCAAGGAUCUUGUUGCGGAUGUGAAGGCCGCCACUCCUGGAGGUCUGGGUGCCCACGCUGUUCUCCUCCUCGCCGUCGCCGAGAAGCCUUUCCAGCAGGCUGUUGAGUAUGCUCGCUCACGCGGUACCAUUGUUGCCAUCGGCUUGCCCGCGGGCGCAUUCCUCAAGGCCCCUGUCUUCGACACUGUCGUCAAGAUGGUCAACAUCAAGGGAAGCUAUGUUGGUAACCGCCAGGAUGGAGUUGAGGCUGUUGAUUUCUACGCUCGUGGAUUGAUCAAGGCCCCUUUCAAGACGGUUCCUCUGAAGGAUCUGCCCGAGGUGUUCAAGCUCAUGGAACAAGGCAAGAUCGCCGGUCGCUACGUCCUUGAAAUCCCAGAGUAG
Penicillium salamii is the source of this 1227-nucleotide messenger RNA. The record is from the annotation of a GenBank genome assembly. Lineage: Eukaryota; Fungi; Ascomycota; Eurotiomycetes; Eurotiales; Aspergillaceae.